Molecule: messenger RNA, 897 nt
Organism: Sycon ciliatum
Lineage: Eukaryota; Metazoa; Porifera; Calcarea; Leucosolenida; Sycettidae
Product: rRNA 2'-O-methyltransferase fibrillarin-like
Exons: 1
Coding region: 1-897 (298 amino acids)
Molecular function (GO): RNA binding
Source: RefSeq, a predicted model, not a curated record
AUGGCUUCUUUAGCUUGUGUGCAGGCCAGCAGGCUUUUGAGGUGCCUUCCAGCAUCUUGCACAGCAUCGGCUGUACGCUAUCAGUCCGGCUUUGGUGGCCCACAGGAUGGAUUUGGCGGCCCUCAGGGUGGAUUCGGUGGUCCACAGGAUGGAUUUGGUGGUCCCCAGGGUGGAUAUGGUGGUCCUCAAGGUGGAUUCGGUGGUCCUCAGGGUGGGUUUGGAGGCCCGCCCAGUGGUUUCCCCCAAGGUGGAUUCGGAGGACCCCCGCAACAGGGUGGCUUUGGAGGGCCCCCGCAGCAGGGUGGCUUUGGAGGGCCCCCGCAGCAGGGCGGCUUUGGAGGACCCCAGCAGCAGGGUGGCUUUGGAUUUGGUGGAGGUUUUAGGGCAAGACGCAGGGAAACUGCCCCCAUUCCAGACAAGGCUCCCUUUGGUCUUCACUUGUCAAGAAUUUCCGGCAUGAGGGUUGAGGACCUCAUGGACGUUUUCAAGGCUCAGAAUCCAACUGAGGUGAAGUUCCAGGGAGAAAUGAAUGCUUUCAUUUUCUUCGGCAACCGGGACGACCUAGUCUCAGCCCUGGAACUCAGCGGCAAAGAGGAGAUCCGAUUCAUCCGUGUGGCGACCAGCCUGCGCCUGCAGAGAAUCUCCGAGAUCGGUGACGAUCCACCAUUCCGCGCUCACGUCCGCAACCUGCCCCCGGGCAUGACGAUGGAGGACCUCCAGGAGACCUUCAAGGAAUUUGAGCCCGUCAGCGCCGUCGUCAUCCAGAAUCGCAUGACCAUGGUGCCGUACGGGUUUGUAGAGUUUAGCACUCGCGAGGCCCUGCUCAAGGCCAUCGACCUGAGCAUGGACACAUCGAUCCGUGGCAUAGUCGUCAACCCGUCCAUCAACCGUGCGUAA